Molecule: messenger RNA, 441 nt
Organism: Acaulospora morrowiae
Lineage: Eukaryota; Fungi; Glomeromycota; Glomeromycetes; Diversisporales; Acaulosporaceae
Source: the annotation of a GenBank genome assembly
AUGGCUUGUGUGGUAACUCAAGGGGCUUCGAAAGCAACUCCAACGAAGUCUAACCGAAAACAUAUUUUACCUGGUAAGUCCAAACGUAACGAUGAAAUCGAAUGUGAAGCAGUUAAAAAGAUCAAAACAACCCAAGACCCAUCUACAUCCGCUUCUUCCAUCAGUUUUAGAGAUGGAGCCAUGAUUGAGUGGGUGGUUGGCAAUGUAAACGUUACACAGAAGUUUUGUAAAUAUCAGCAACGUUUUAUUGACAAGGCAAUGAAUUAUGGAUUAAAGUGGAACGAUUCAUAUGAAUUAGUAAUUGAUAGGGCUUCGAUUCCAUUAAUAGAAUCAGAUUUUUGCCACUUCGUAGCGUUAGAGGGGCGAAUAAAUAAACUUGCCGAGGAUUUUAAAAGACGCAAUAAACCAUUCAUGCCACCUCUACAAAUGAAAUUUGACUGA